AUGGAGGAGGAGGAGAAGGAGGAGGAGGAGGAUCUCGUAGCUGGUCCGUCACCCACGCACAGAUUCGUGAGAAUAGAGUUUGGAAAGCAGGACAUGCGCUUGCACGUAUGGGUGAACUGUUAUCCCCUCCCAUAACACCCUCUUGGAAGAAUCAACAAUGAGGGCUCAAAUCUUGCAAAUCGCCAGCGUUUCAACAGUACCAAAUCGGUGGCAUUUGCGUUAAACGACAAAAUGAUGGCGAUAGGGAUUUGCUGAGGGAAAUAUUUUUUUGUGAGCUGUAGGCAGCAAUUUCAUCCUUGUUGGUGAAACCCAGAUUUCUCAAGGCUAUGGCCAGUCUGCAUUAUGCCUGAAAUUAUACUAAGUCAUAAAAGACAUUUUUAUGCAUACUCCACUAAAACAUCGUUUUUUAACACUUUUUUAUUUGCGCUUCCAUAUUUACUCAUUGGUCUGCAAAUGAAGAUAUACUGUGCAUCUAAAAGCGACGUUUACGUAGUGACAACCAUUUUUGAUGUUUUUGGGAUUUUGCGCUUUUCUAGAAAAUUGGCAUGUCUAAACAACGCACCAUUGCCUUGAAUACUUCUUUUAUGCUUUUAAUUCUUUCAAAAUUGUGAAUUAUUAACAUAACUAUCGUGUCCACAGAUUGAUGCCGGUUUGCGAGUGAUUGGCAAUCAUUCCUAAAUUUCGACACCUAUCUUCUGUUAGGUCAAUUACUGUAUGAGCCCUCCCAACUGUCUGAUUAGCCGAGAUCUUAGUCUGCCUCCCACGAACAGAAAAGUCAUCAAUCAUAUGGACUCAAAAAAUUUACGUAAAUAGAACUUGUUUCCAUUUUGUCUUCCAAGUAGUUAAACCUCAUUUUCAGAUUCUGCGGCCGUCUAGAAAUCACUAAUGCACAAAAUGUUCUGACAGUGUGAGUUGAUGGUUCCCGGUAGUAUGUAGAAGCGAAAUGGACUGGCUACUUAAACGGAAAUCUUCUCAUGAUGAUACGUUAUUCUAUCCUCAGGGUUAGUUUCCCGGCUGUUUGUGGACGUCUAGAAUGGCAUUUCACAGGCUGUUCUCCAAUACUACAACUCUGAUAUAUUUCCGUUUCAGUUGAUAGGUAAGAGUCUCCUCUUCCGCCUAUGUCCGACUGAGCUCUUUUAUUUUGAAUGGAACAGGUCGGCAGAGUUGACGAAAUGUCCCUCUUAGUCACCGAAAUUGCCUUCGAGACCAGAUUCACCUUUUUACUCUCCGUCACUGCUGAUGCUACCAAAUGAGGCAAUCUUCAUGCAAUGCAGACGACUGUACUUCACGUAAAACUCACGUUUGUAGUUGUAUUGGGCUUCUCGUGCCGUAUGUGGUUCUCAUAUUCUCAACUUUGAGGAAUCCCCAUAAUACGAUAUAGGCUUUCGACAGCAUUUUGGCGAGUUGCUUCACAGAGACAUUGAUAAGUUUAUGGGCGUAUUGGCAGAUUUGAAUAAUUUCCUUGAGGUUAUUGUGAAAAAGUGGUGGGGCCUCGUAGUUCAUGCGGUUAGAGCGUUGGUCCUGCUCCUACCCUUGCCCUUGCUGUCCUGCAUUCGAAUUCCAUCGAGGCCGCCGCCUUUUCACAACUGGGUCAAAUGAAUUAUUCAAAUCUGUCAAAACACCAAUGAAGUACGUGACUGUGGUAGUCAUCUGGCGAAUACUAGAUUGGUUGCCUAGACAACCCUCCCUGGGCAGUCGGUUUGGUGUAUCAGAAAUGGAGAAUGUCGUACGUUGCGGUGGGUUGGGUGAGUAAUUUGAUUUAAAUGCGAUUAAAUUCCUAGCUCUCAGUCGGUGUCUUAUAACUCCGGUGGUUAGAGCGUUGACUGUGUAUGAUCUCGGUCCUUGCUGUUAUGGGUUCGAAUGUCCCCGAAGCCGUCGGGUUAUUCACGAUCGGGUCUAAUGAACGAUAAUGGAUGCCAUGAAGGCACUAUCGUGACCCAACAUUAAACAGCGUUUACCUAUGUAGAGUCCAACGGGGAAGCCGGCUCGAAGCAAGUCCAGUAUCUGAAGAGUAAAAUGUGGACACCAUAGAUAAAAUAAGUUCUGUUGACAGAAAGAACUGCGAUGAUCACCGAAGCGUGGGUAGAUGUCAUCAUGAUACUACUUCGCCGACCGAGUAAAUCACCAGCAGGGUGGCGAAAUAGAGAAACUAAGCGUGAUCAUGAGCUGAUGGCUCAGGUUCACAACGAGCAGGGGACGUCGGAAGUCGAGAAGAUCUUCAAUUUUGGGGGGCUAACAUACGUGAAUUUAGCCGCCUCUUCGGAACAUGGGAUUGCACAAAGUUAAAGGAGGGUUUCCAUCGUGAAAUUGAGCGAAUGUCUUCACUGCAUGGGGAUAAUAUCCAUGAGUUUAUCCCCCUUUUCGAAACGUGGGUAGCAAACAUUUAAGUGACACUUUCCAUCGUGAAAUUGGACAUUUUUCAUUCGACAAAAACCGACCUAUCCUGGUCACAAGAAAACACCAGUGGCCAUCUCUGGUCUACCCUGAAACGUAGGUUCCGCAGGCCAGGCAUGCGGUAGUAUGACUACUAUCGAAAGGUGCUACUGCCACAGUCAAGGCCGCUGGACCAUUUUUCACCUGCUUACUGUCAACAGUGAGUACUACCUGACCCCACAGGUGCUGGCGCACUUGUGGCUUGGAUCCCAGCCAGUUUCUCAUCGAGUAAGGCCGACGCCACCGCUGGGCUGCUCGAUUAUUAAUUUCUGUCGCAAUCUCACCGUCUACGUGGCCUGUGCAUCCGUCAGCAAUGUGGCGUCACUCGUGCUUCACCAUGACAAUUCGCUGUCCGCCGUCACACAUGACUCAAUAAUUUCGAUCUCCGCCAAAAGAAGUCAGUAGAGCAGCGGUCAGAGCCUUGAAGCGUGGGUAGAUAACAUCAUGAUACUACUUCGCCGACCAAACAAAUCACCAACAGGCUGGCGAAAUAGAGGAUCUCGACGUGGUCAUGAACUGAUGGCUCAGGUUUACAACGAGCAGGGGACGUCGGAAGUCGCGAAGAUCUUCAAUACAGGGAGGCUACUAUCCGUGAGUUUAGCCCCCUCUUCAAAACAUGGGAUAGCAAAAAUUUAAGUGACACAUUCCAUCGUGCAAUUGAGCAUAUUACAUUCGACAAGAACCGACCUAUUCUGGUCACAACAAAGCACCAGUGGCCAUCUCUGAUCUUCCUUGAAUCAUAGGUUCCGUAGGCCAGACGUGCGGUAGUAUUACUACUAUCAGUCGAUAAUCGAAAGGUGCUACCGCCACAGUCAAGGCCGCUGGACCAUUUUUCACCUGCUUCCUGUCAACAGUGAGUGCUACCUGACCCCACAGGUGCUGGCGCACUUGUGGCUUGGAUCCCAGCCAGUUUCUCAUCGAGUAAGGCCGCCGCCACCUCAGGGCUGCUCGAUUAUUAAUUUCUGUCGCCAUCUCACCGCCUGCGUGGGCUGUGCACCCGUCAGCUCGAAGGCAAAACGGCGUCGUCUGUGCCCAAUCAGAACAAAUCGGUGUUCGCUGUCCCCCACAUGACUCAAUAUUUUCAAUCUCCGCCAAAAGAAGUCAGUACAGCAAUGGUCAGAGCUUUGUUCACCUGAUUCGUGUUCCAGCCUCGAGUGUGGCAAACGCUCGAGAUUAGGUUAUCGUUGGCAAUUUAUGUCAUCUGCUUGAGGGACAAAUUAACAGCCGCUCUUGAAGGCAAUCGCAAAUUGCUGAGUCCAAUUUCGUAGUCGGUGACCAGGAAGGCACUUUUCGACUUAAUGUUGGAGGAAGGAAUGUUUGGACAAACCUCCAGCUGGUUGUCAGAUAUAGUACUAACCCUUCAAGAACAGGCCGUCGAUCUUUCGGUAGAAUGUGGGCCUGCUCAGCUAUUCCUUCGGCACACAAGUCUGCUCUGAUCAAAAUAUACAAAUGUCAGUUAUACGGUCAAAAUCGGUUGUGUGUAGAGCGAGAAUACUUUAGGGACAGUUUUCUUACAUAAAUGCACAGGACGAUGCAUACCGUUACCAGUGAGGUUGGGGUGAUUGUGUAAAAAGACCUUCAUCAGCCAAACAACCUCUGCAUGUCAUUAGUUAGAAGACAGGUUUUUAGUGGGUCCCUUUGACGAAAUGUUAGUCAAAAUUCGGAACUUGGUCUCCAAAUGAAAAAGGAAUAUUUGGGUGUGGUUGCGAUAUUAACUAGGGCACAUCAUAAUUCCAGAGUUAUUUUGGUUAUGAUAAAUACCGUCUUUUCAAUGGGCUCCUUUCAGGCCGCAUGCAGGACUCCCACCAGGGAAAAAUGACAACUUAAGUGGUAUGGACUUGUCCCAUCAGUGUUCGUUAGCCUUAUAAAUUCAGCUGUGUUUUCUGUGGGAAAAUGUGUAAAAAUACUCUUCGUCGUGCUCGUUACGUCGUAAAUUAUGUCCUUCUUAAAUGUUGUUCCUGGAGAAAGGGCACCUUGAGUUUUCGAGAUUUCUUCAACUCGCGAAUAGCUUUGGGCCGAACCUGCAGUUGUAUCUGCACUUCGAAUUUCAAACUACGUGUUGUGUACUUACUGGGCGCGGAAACUCAUGAAUUUCCCUACAGUAUCAAGGAAGACGUUACCUUAGGCUAUUGAUGCAGAUUGCUUUGUAUACUUCAUAAGCGACAUCGAUGUGAACUGAGAUAGGAUGUUGUAGGGCAGGACCUUUCAUGUUCUUAAGGAAUUUUAUCAUUGGUAACUUAAUAAACAUCCAGAUAGCAUUUCAUCAAGUAUGGAAUUUAAAAAGUAUAUGGUCUUCUACCAGUACAUACGUAAAGAAACACUUAAGACCACGUUUUCUUUAAAAUAAAUUUUAGUUUUUAAGAGUAUCGAAAAUCAAUAAAAGAAAUCAUACCACUUAGGUAUUCAUUUUUAUAUCUAGUGUGAUUUCCGUCAAAUGCCGGAAAGAAUCGCAGUUAAAAGUCUGCAUAGAUAUCGUAGACAAAAUAAAUACUCCCUCACGACCUGUCAAUAGUAAGAACUGCAACAUUAAAAACACGCAUAUUCCCCAGAAUAUGGGUAAGAGGGAGAUGGAGUGGAAUAAGGUAUGGUCGCGAAAAAUAAAUUGUUGUGUUUAUGUGCUGUCAUUCUGCGGCCAGCGUCGGCGCGCAUCAUCUUCCAGCGGGGUUUCAGACUUCAGAUACAGUUUUCUCACCGUUACUCCUUUUAUUCGCAGUGUUGGAUUGGCUCGUCUUUAACGCUGUUGAAUGGGAUUCCUUCAUUUUUCUGAUGUUCGUGUUAAUCCAAAUGAGCAGAGGUUAGCUACAACAAGAAAGCCGUUGGGUUUUAUUUAGACAAAUAAACCGCCUGUGUGAAAUCCACCUGAAUAGUUGGGGUCUUCCGCUCAACCUUGUUUACGCCAUCAAAAAUAGCUGAUCAAUUUGAAUGUACGAUUGUUGUCAUAGUCCAGUAAGUAGGAUUUAGAUGACAGGGGGGAGGCAGUGAAGUGAAACUUGCAAGAUCGCCGAUAAAAACUAGAUGCAUCUCAGUCAUACUUGUUUCGGCCAGUUUGUUUGUCCUGCAUGCAUCGUGUAUGCCUUAACCGCUGCCAUUUCUGCAGAACAAGUUGAUCAGUUUGACCAAAUCUCCUGAAGUGCAGUGCAUCUGAAAGGUUGAAAAAAUCUUGAAGAGAACUGAGACUCAAUAGAUUAUCUUUACUCGUGGAAACAGACUCGACUCCUGGGCGUUUGCCCAACCAAUGUGGGCGGUGACACUUAAUGAAGGCAAUUUCUAAAAAAAGCAUUCUUCAUUAAGUCAUCCCAUGUCAAUUGCUUCUCUUAAACGCACAAGAUUGUGGGUUCAAAUUGCAUGGCGUGGGGAGCAGAAACGUUCUUCAACUGAUUGUGGCCUUGCAAAGAGGGGCUUUUUAGGCGUAAUCUCUGCCUAGUAAUGAUGCCAUAGCGUGUGCUGGUCGACGCCCUGACUAUUAAUGGGGACAUGGAUGUGGAAGGCUUUCUCCCCACGCUCAAGGACGGCGACGUAGGGGCGUAUACUUGGAGAAUGAUGACUGCGCCGAAUGGCCUAAUGGGGCCAUCUUUUGAGAUGUUUCAACCAUUGUCAGAUGUCUGCUUAUGCGACUCAUUUCACACUUUUCCCAGGGUUUUGUCGUGCUACUGAAGAUGCAUAUUUAAUUUUCCGAAGUUAUUGAUGAAGUGUCCAACAGCGUAGACAGGAGUUUUGUUGAGGCUGAUUAUUUAGGCGUCGUAAUAUAGUGGCUCUAAGACGCUUACCGUUUUGAAGAAGCAUUAAAAAGAUUAUACAUUAGAAUAGGUAUACCGAGUAUUGCAGCUGUCUGUGAGAUGAAUCUCAGGGCGUCAACGUAAAUGACGAUCAUUUGCCCUGACCGCGACAUGCCAAGUUAUGUGUCAGCGGCUGUGUAGCAGCCGCAUCCUAUGAAUGCCUCACUCAGACAACGUCCAAUUUGGGCUCCGAUACUGGGUUCGAGGAUGAACCCGAACGAUCAGUUAUGCGGAUAUAAACGAACAGUGGUCUUGUUCCAGCGACCAAUUCUGCUUCUGAAUAGAAUUCCAUUGGACGGUUACUCGUUUCUAAAACGCAUGUUUGACUUAUGCGGAAAUGGAGGGUGGAGAUUGUGUUUGGGGGAGCUGGCAGGGACUGAACUCGCAUCGCACACAAGGGGACGUAGAAAUCUCUUUGUCUGAUCAGUUGACCCUACACUGACAUCCUACAGUCCGACAAAUAUUUCCUUUUCGUUACAAGAUCACCAGCACAUCUUAAGACAUAAAACGGGUUUCCGUAAAAGAAUACGCAGUGAGAUACGUUUCUUAUUUCGAAGUCGAACGCCCAAUUCCUAUGACUAGUUUGUGCAAGCCAUCCGCCAUUCAGCUCAUAAAUGCGCAAGGUUACAAUGAACGCGGCCGUACUGACAGCAGGCAAGAGUGAUUACCAGGCAGAGAAUGUUAGCAUAUGAAACAUUUCAUAUAUCGGAUAGAGUCUGGCCACUAACUGCACCCAAUUACACACAUGCUCCCCUGUACUGCGUGCACUAAAUGCUAGCUGGAAAACUGAUAUGCUCAUGUGCUCUACUACUAAAACAUUCAGGUCAAGGGAUUGAAAAUUGCUGUGGAGUAGGAAAUAAGUAGGCGUAAAAUAGGCAGUAUUCAUUGGCAACAGAUUGCGAGAGGAAGUAAAUUUUAAUAACUGGACGCUGCAACAACAGCCGCACGUCCUCUUGCGAAAACGAACUUAAUCAACAUUUACUGAUAGAAAAUUUCGAUAUCAUCCAGACUGAUAGUCGCGUAAAAACGUAGAUGCACAUUCUGCCCCAUAUUUCCCGACUGUCAGCAGACAGCACCGAUCUUUACUGUACAGAUUUGCAAAAACUGGCCGCAUCGUUGUACUUUUGUAAACGAUUUCCUGAUGUUCGUGGAUUCAUUUUGUUUCGGGGUAGAGCACCUAUGGGGACGUUCGCACUCUCGCAGCGCAAGUAGUGAAAUAUCUGUCUCGUGAUAAAUGCAAACCUAGUUUCUUGAUCGCGACACGAUGGUGAUUUUGCCGAAAUUAAGGAGGCUUAAAGGGAGAUUUUACCAGCCUAAGCGCGGGCAUGUGGCACGUGAUUUAUCCGCUCGGACAGAUCCCCUCCCACCCCCCCCCCCUGAACAGCUGACUGCCGCCUGCCUACGUGACGGUUCGCCGUAACCUCCACCACCGCCUCCUGAUUGGGCUAAAUAUAGAGAUGGACACUGAAUAUUUUUGCCUACUGCAUACCUCUGUAAAUCUCUAUCCACUGGACCGCACGCCUUGCACCCUUGCCGAGGAAGAGUAGGAGGAGGGGAGGGAGGAAGAGGGGGAGGUGUACCUCGUAGCUAGUCUAUCACCUGCGCACAAUUUCGUGGGAAUGAAGUCUGAUAAGCAUGACAUGCACGUGCACGCAUAGGUGGACUGUCAGCCCCUCUCAACCAUCUGUUUGUUCCUCCCGUCCUCGAGUACUGCUGUUCCGUCUUUGCUUUAAUGUACUCCCGGGAACGUAACAAUAUCGAAAAUAGUCUUUAUCUGAAAACUCCUCUCCUGAACGCUAUCCGAUAUUUCUUAUACUAGAAGAUUUUAUUUGGUGAACAUUAAGUUUUCAUGGAGUAGAAGAUUUGCAGCUGGCCUUUGCCUCCUCUUUCGCAUUAAUUCUAGCUCCAAUCUUUUGCGCAAUGACACUCUCACUCCGAGGGAUCGGUCUUAUGCCAUGCGUAAUUCCUCCAUGGUUAUUCCGCCACAUUUUUGGUCUACAUCGAAACAUUUCUGUCACAAACACUCAGCGCCUUGAUUUUGAAUAGAGUCCUCCCGCGAUUUUUGGUAGAUAAUACACAUUUUGCUCGUUUGCGUGGAAACUUUAAAUAAGAUUAUAUAACCCCUGUUUUAAGUGGCUCCUAAAUCCACUGUUAUUUCUCCCUCCCCGCAGGGUCGAUUUUCGCAGUUUUUGAUAACAUCUCCCCACUUCGACCUCAAGCGAUCUGUUGAAGAUCCCGGCAGACUCCUCUGUUUUCGUCACCUGCUGGUAGUUUGGUCUGUCAGCAAAGAGGUGUCAUGAUCGCACCCCCUCCCUACGCUUCGAUGAUCACUGCAGCUUUUAAUGUUUCUUCCUCAGCUGGCCUCUGAGCGGACUGUGACUGAUCGCGUUUGAGUUCCUCUUGUUUCGAAAACCUUGGCGUUUGUUCUGUUGGCGACGCGAAAUAUUAUGAUCGCAUCUGCAGUGAAUAACCCCAUCCGGUUUGGGAAAUCUACCUUGACGAUGUCCGUUUCGAACCCUCACACAUGACCACAUACACGCUGGUCUUGUCUGACUCAAAUAUUUACAUUUUUAUGAGCAACGGUUUUUCCCUUCACAUCUAAUCAAAUCGCAUUCAUUGUCUGCUUUCGAAAAAAGGAAAUUCUUCUUUUCUCGCCAGGCGUUUUUCACACCAGACCGCCUAUUUACACGCACGAACAGGACACCGUACAGCGUCUGCCUACUUGUUCUAAAAUUCAUUUGAAAACUUAUACUCACUUAGUACGUAAGUAACCAAACAACUUUCCUCUUAUUCUUACGUAUCUCGACGUCAGAUGCAUUUCUAUGCCAUUAUCUCCUCCAUACGGGCUUCCGUUUCUGAGAUAGUCUCCAUAUCUUCCUCCCCCUUAUUUCAAAAAUUCCGCUUUCCUCUUAUUCUUACGUAUCUCGCCGUCAGAUGCAUUUCUAUACCAUUAUCUCCUCCAUACGGGCUUCUGUUUCGGAGAUAGUCUCCAUAUCUCCCUCCCCCUUCCAAUCAAAAGUUCCGCUUUCCUAUUAUUCUAACGUAUCUCUACGUCAGAUGCAUCACUUAUUUGUUUGUUAAGAUGUACAAGCGUUUUUGAAAAACGCGGGAUACCCAACAUUUGCCGGAAUAAAAAUGACAUCGGGAUUUGUGCAAACGUGAUGUUAGUAGACUUCGACGGACCAUAAGCCAAACACACUGUCGAACUCUUUGGAGAGAACGCAGGUCCAAUGCUCAGGUGUUACGAAACCAUGCGCGAUGCCACCUCCAGUGGGUUCAUUUCAUAUCAAUUUACCGGUGUUGAAUCUGGUGAAGAAAAGGAUUCUGCAAGGGAAAUUUUCACAGCCUAAACGCGUGCCUGCAGCGCGCGAUUUGCUCGCUUGCGUAAACCCUGCGCCAUGCCCUCCUGAACUACAAAGUUCCGCCUGCCUACGUGACCGUUCGUCGUAACCUCCGCCACCGCCUCCAGAUUGGGCUAAAUAUAGAGAUGGACAUUAUGUAUUUUUGCCUACUGCAUACCUCCGCGAAUCUCCGUCCAGUGAACCGCACCCCCCUCCAAAAAUGCCCAGGAGGAAGAGGAGAAGGAGGAGAAGGAGGAGAAGGAGGAGGAGGAGAAGGAAGAGGAGGAGGAGGAGGAGGAGGAGGAGGAGGAGGAGGAGUACUACAUAUCUGGUCUAUCACCUACGCACAGUUUCGCGAGAAUGAAGUUUGGCAUGCAUGAUGUGCAUAUGAACAUAUGGGUGGACUGUCAGCCCCUCCUGGCCUCCUCUUUGAAGAAUCAUCAAUGGGUGUUUGACUAG
Molecule: messenger RNA, 10009 nt
Organism: Spirometra erinaceieuropaei
Lineage: Eukaryota; Metazoa; Platyhelminthes; Cestoda; Diphyllobothriidea; Diphyllobothriidae
Source: the annotation of a GenBank genome assembly